Molecule: messenger RNA, 4244 nt
Organism: Octopus sinensis (East Asian common octopus)
Lineage: Eukaryota; Metazoa; Mollusca; Cephalopoda; Octopoda; Octopodidae
Product: zinc finger protein 2
Exons: 3
Coding region: 1838-4123 (761 amino acids)
Biological process (GO): regulation of transcription by RNA polymerase II
Cellular component (GO): nucleus
Molecular function (GO): RNA polymerase II cis-regulatory region sequence-specific DNA binding; DNA-binding transcription factor activity, RNA polymerase II-specific
Source: RefSeq, a predicted model, not a curated record
CACGUACGUGUGUGUGUGUGUGUGUGUGUGUGUGUACGGAUGUAUGGAUGUACGUACGGACAGCAAUCACUUUAAAUAAUAACCCCGUACGACACAUGCGCAUGACGACACUAAACAACUGGUUGUUAUCGUUGUAAGUCGCCCUUGCCACCGUCGUUGUUGUUCGCAUUAUUGUUGUUGUUGUUGUAGUGCUGGUGCUGGUGGUGGUCGUGGUGGUGGCGGCGGCGGUGGUGGUAUUCGUCAAUCUUAUGGCGGCACUUGGUGGUGGUGGUUGCACCCUUUUUAAAAAAAAAAAAUUUUUUUUUACCUAUUUUGAUUCGUUGCUAACUUCAAGUCUAAGGGAGAGUCCCUUCCCUUUUUUUCCACCCCCACCUUGCUAGGCCCACCACACUCAGUAAUAACGUGAGACCGUUUUAGAUCUUAAGCUUUUCAAAUUAACAAAACCUUCAUUUUACCACUUCCACGUAUAUAUAUAUAUUCAUAUAUAUAUAUAUAUAUGUGUGUGUAUAUAAAUUUACAUACAUAUUACUAGUCAUCGACCCAGCACCGGACCAACAACCCCGAUCGUCCGCGCGUACAAUUUAACAUUUAAAAACAAUUUACCCCUGAUUUGUAUGAUAUAUAUAUAUAUAUUAUAUAUAUAUAUAUAUAUAUAUAUGUAUGUAUGUGUGUGUUGAAGCACCUAUUGUUUACCACCAACCCCACUAAAUUACACGAUCUUAUUCUCAUUUAAGUUAUAUAUAUAUAUAUAUAUAUAUAUAUAUAUAUAUAUAUAUAUAUCACACACGCACACACACAGAGGAAAUCCGUAUUGUGACCUGUUCAGGGUUUUCGAGACGGCCUGAUCCCUUUCAUUACAAAGAGGAAGAGCCAAGAACCUUUUCUUGUAUUUUUUCAUUUUCUCAUCAUAUAUAUAUAUAUAUAUAUAUAUAUAUAUAUAUAAUAUGUAUGUAUAAAAUAUUACAGAUCUAACAAAUGCAGAAAAAACUACAGAGAUGGAAGGAACCAGCAUUAUUACACAAGGUGCCACAUUGGUCAUCUAAGUGCUACUAUAUGGUACUGGCCCUUGGUCAACAAACAACAAGAACAGGGGUGAGCUGUGAAAAUCGACUCUUGUCUUGCCAGCAACAGAAUACUUCAUGGUUAUCACGAAACACAAUUGCACAAUAAUUGUUUUGCUAAUGACCAGCAUUCACAUCACCUCAAUUCAAGCAAACAACCAGAAUUUUUGUCCUUUGCUUUUUGAUCGGAAGAUGGUAACAGAAAUGUAACCAGUGCUUUUUGUUAAUUCAUAAAUGCAAAUUUUCAUUGUCACCAUACUUGGUUUGUUGACAUUUUAAUUGUACUACGGAGGAGUUUGAAAAAUAUUUCAUUCUAAUUGGAGAUGUACUUUGAUGGUGGAAACAAAUUUGUUUUGCAUGUGGAAUACCUUAUGUCCACUCUAUACUACUGACUAUAUUAAUAACUGCUGUCAAAAAAAAAUAUUUUCACAAAAAAAAAAAUUAUCAUUUUUUUCUUAUUUUACUUUCCACUAAACCCCUCCUCCCUCUCCCUUACAAUUAUCUAUUUGCUAUUGUAUAUCUGAUAUAUAUAUAUAUAUAUAUAUUCCAGAUUGGAUAUGCUGGCCUAAGAUUUGUUCAUAAUCAGUAGAGAAGCUGCUGUUGCACUGAGGAGCUCAAGUUCUGGUUAAAUAGAAUAUCUCUCACGUGGUCUUUUUCUAUCUACAUACACUUUCACAGAAUCAUACACAUAUCACAAAUAACAAAAGCAAGUUGAGGGAAAGAAAAUUUACAAGUUUACUUACUGUUAUAAAUGUGUGUUGGUGGAAAUUUAAUCCAUGCUGUCUCCACAAGAAGGCUUUUUAAAAUCUUACUGUGGUACUUUGUCUACAGAUGAGGAAUUCUUGAGGCCGAAAGCAAUUAUGGCAUCUGAAAGUGACCUCUUCCGGUCAAGAAGCUUAAUGGCGCUAGACAGUGACUGGUUUCGAUCUCGAGGUAUGAUUCCUCCUGAUAGUCUCUUUAGACCCAGGAAUGUAGUGAAUCCUGAAAAUGAUUAUCAGCGUGCUCGAGGCAUGAUGGCUGCUCAGGAGAAUGAAUUGUUUAAGUCAAGGAGCAUGAUAACUUUAACGAAUGAGCAUACGAGACAUAAGAAUAUACCUGCUUAUGAGAAUGACUUUUUUAGACCAAAAGGAAUGAUAUUCUCACCUGACAACUGCAAUAUACAAAGACCUUGUAAUCAACUGAACAAAGACUUAAAUGAAUCCAUGAGAAUGAAAGGAUUUGUACCUCAUAACACUCCUGAACUCAUGAACCUGAAAGGGAUCAUGCCACAUGACUCAAAUGAAACCCUGAAAUCAAAGAAUUUAUCCAUGCUUGGUUCUGAUCUGUUGAGGACAAAAAAUUCCCUACAUCCUCAAGAAAGUGAUUAUCUCCGGUCAAAGGGUAUUUUCCAUCAUGAACAUGAUUUGGGCAGAUCUUCAAAGAACAUAAUACCUCAAGACAGUAUGAUGUUAGGAUGUGACACUAAUGAUUUGCUGAACUCCAAAGAUUUGGUAGUUCCUAACCCUGAUAAUGUCGAUCACAUGUUGAGACCUCCUCCGAUGACGGAAACUUCAAAAAGUCCACACCCCGAUUAUCUCCCUCCCAAAAUCAGUGGCGGUGAGAUGAUGAAGCCUCAGUUUUUGUAUCCACCAGUCAGCAACCAGCAUAGCAAUACUACUCUUAAUUCAAAAUGUUUAGAGAGAGUGCCAACGACAACUACAAAUACAACAGGCAUCACAACCACGGCAACAUUCAGCUCAAAUGGAAGUGAACACUGCACCAGUUUAUCCUCAUUAGACAGCUCUGUUAAUCCUGUAUCACAUCCUGCUUGCUCUUCGGCUAAUUCUCAUAAUUCUUCUUCCACACACUCUAUCAUGCAUUCUCCUGUUACUAACUGCUCUGAACAUGUUCAGACUACUAAUUGUGAUUCUUGUACAACAAGCACUGACAACAUCAAAUCUUCUCCCAGUCACAUCAUUCAACACAAUGUUCAACAAGGAAAAGAUAAUAUCAAUAUCCAGCAGAUGAAUAUGGUUAAGAAAGCUACAUUCUCUUUGAAAGGUCCAUAUGAGUGCAAGUCAUGUCACAAAUGGUUUUCCACUUCAAGCAAUUUGUCGGUUCAUAAGAGAGUUCAUUCAGGUGAGCAACCCUAUAAAUGCGGGAUAUGUCUGAAAGCAUUUUCAACAUCAAGCAACUUGACUGAACAUCUGACCACUCAUUCUGGUGAAAGACCAUUUGAGUGUGAGAUUUGCCACAAGCGUUUCUCUCGAUCCAGUAAUCGUAAAGUACACAUGAGAAUCCAUUCUGGAGAACACCCAUUCAAAUGUACAAUGUGCCCAAAAGCUUUCACCACAUCAAGUAACCGGACAGUUCACAUGCGAACUCACUCGGGUCAGCUCAGAGAUUUCCAGUGUGAUAUCUGCCCUAAAGCCUUCUCCCAAGCACGCUACCUUUCAGAACAUCUCAAGAUUCAUUCAGUUGAACGCAGUUUUGAAUGUGACUAUUGCAACGAGAUUUUCCCUAAAUACUUUGAGUUGACUCGUCACCUAAAGAAACACACUGGGGACAAACCCUUUCAGUGUGAUGUUUGCCAAAAACCGUUUUCCCGUUCCAGUCAUCUGACUGUCCAUAUGCGUUCGCACACAGACGAACGUCCGUAUAGCUGUGACACUUGUUCUAAGACCUUUUCCACAUCUAGUAAUCUUUCAGUCCACAAAAGAGUUCAUUCUGGUGAGCAGCCAUAUAAGUGUGAAAUAUGCUUCAAAGCAUUCUCGACAUCAGGCAAUUUGACCGAGCACAUGACUAUUCAUUCAGGAGAAAGACCUUAUGAAUGUGACAUCUGUGAAAAAGCAUUUUCAACAUCUAGCAAUAGAACUGUCCAUAUGCGGACUCAUUCUGGAGAACAACCAUUUGCAUGCGACAUAUGUUUCAAAGCUUUCACUACCUCUAGUAAUUUAAGGGUUCACAAACGGACUCAUUCAGGGGAACGACCAUAUAAAUGUGAUCAAUGUCCAAAAGCAUUUUCCCAGUCUGGACCCCUCAAUGCUCACAAAAAAACUCAUUCACAUGUACCUUUAGCUUAAAGGUACACACACACACACACACACGCGUGUGUGUGUGUAUAUUUGUAUGUGUCUAUAAAAGUAUAUGUAUAUAUGAAUAUAUAACUAUAUGUUGUAUCUUGAAAGGGUCAUUUUGCCAAUA